AUGCCAUCCACUAUAACCACCAUGUGUUAUGUCACCGAUAGACAAGAAGUGACUACGAAUAAGGCUCUCACCAUCGUCAAGGCUUCUGGAGUAAUGCGUAUUAGAAAUAGUACUUCUCCCUUGAAUGUCCUCUUAAUUGGAUUUUAUUCUCAAGAUGAUGACACCCCAGAUCCAACUUUAGCGACUUUUUCGUCUGAAGAUGUACUUUUGGUAUCUGGGAAAUUUAGAUUCGUAGAUGAUGUAGAUGAGACUGGAAGAAAAUUUCCUAUAUUAAAAAUUGUUCUACACCAUGUUGUUCAACUUCUCAUUGAUCCAAGUGACUUACCUGCGUUUCCCCUUUUAAUUAAUAUGACUGCUAUCAUACUUGAACCUCCACGAAUUGAUCAUGAUCAUGAUGAUGUUAUAUUAGUUGUAGAAACAAAGGAUUUCAUGGAUCAAGAUCAUACUAGCCUUAUAUUAGAAUGUUAUCAUCAAAAAACAGCUCAGCAUCUUACUCCAACUACUACCUCUGCAAAAAAAGGUUCUACUCUUUUUAUGAAUGGAGAACUCUUGGUUGACGAAAACUCUUUUAUUGUUCAUCUCCGUGGCAUAAACUUUUGUGAAUAUCAAAAACUGACUAAUGCAAAAAAUCUAACUAAUCUUCCAUGGUUACAUAAGUUAGAUGAAACUCCAACAAGUAAUUCAAGUACAGAAAAAAGUACACGAACGAUCGCAUCGAGAGUUAAAGGUGGCAGAAGAAAAAAGGUGCCAUCUACAACAAGAUCUUACAUUAAUCUGAAAGAUCACCCAAAAGUAACAGAUCUUGCUAAAAAAGCGUUAAGCCAAAAUCAUGAUAUUCCUGAUCUCUCCGCCCCUUAA
This is a messenger RNA of Dentiscutata heterogama, 858 nucleotides long. The record is from the annotation of a GenBank genome assembly. Lineage: Eukaryota; Fungi; Glomeromycota; Glomeromycetes; Diversisporales; Gigasporaceae.